This is a messenger RNA of Cuscuta epithymum, 2719 nucleotides long. Lineage: Eukaryota; Viridiplantae; Streptophyta; Magnoliopsida; Solanales; Convolvulaceae. The record is from the annotation of a GenBank genome assembly.
AAAGAAAGAAAAUAUGUCAUGUUUAACGCCUGAUCAUGCUAAAAAUGAAGGUAAUUACUCUUAUUUUAAAAAUAAAAACAUAACAGUUAUAUUUAUGAAAUCAAAAUCGUUUAAGAAAAUUAAGAAACUUUGUCAAAAAAACAAUAUAUAGUAAUACCCCAACUAUAAUUAUAAGAUGGCUAUAUUAGUGUAUUUUUAGUAUAUUUUUCAAUUUGGCACUGAGAAACCGGAAUUGAAUAAUGAGUGUGAGGGUGACAUAUGGAAGCGAUAUUUUGAUGGCGAGAAGAGUGUUGACACGGGUGAUGUGAAGCACAUGUUUGAGUCACUAAACAAAAGAGUUGAAGGUGUAUAAGCAUUGGAUGGAGUGAAGUUGGCCUUGUUGCAUGUUCUUGGUAGCUACAUUCAUUGUUCUAACACUCGCUAGGCGCUAGUGGGGUGGUUGAGGAGCGCCUAGGCGGUCGACAAGGCCGAUUUUUUGGCCGACUAGGCCGAUUAAUCAGUCCGCCUAGGCCGAUUUUUAGAACAGUGGCUACAUUAUUGGGAACCAAACUUCAAUAAAAUUUCCAGCAUGCUACAUGAAUCUCGUGGAAAAUUGUGCAAAAUUAAUUGAUGAAGGAAAGAACACGAGGUUGACUUUCCCAGUCUACAUGUGUGCAUUGUAGACUUAGGGGUAUGAGACAUUCCCCGUUCUGAGACGUGGGAAUGUGCGCUGCAAAAGACCAUCAACUUACUUUCCCAGAGCGCUACAAUGGGUAGCACCGUCAAGGCCAGGCCAUGCAAUCCUAGAUGAGGUUGUGUUCAACAAUGCAAAGGUAAGACAAAAUUAAUAACUUCAAUCAUACAAGUUUUGUAUUAAUUUGAAUUCACAUUAUUCAAUUUUGAGUUGUUAUUUUUGUGUGUAAUGGCAAUUUGAGUGGGAACCAAUGAAGCCCACAGACGAGAAGUUGAAGAAUGAUGCAAUAUUUAAUGCAUUGGAAAUUAUUGUUAAAGAAUCUAGAGCUUCAGAGAAAUGUGACACACCUGUGAAAAGGGAAAAGUGAAGAUCUCACGUCGGGGUGGGGGGUAGAAAAAGAAGACUGAUAAUUGUGAAGACAAUUAACAAGUGGAGAUUGGUGAGUUAUUCGAUAUGAAUGGUUCUUCAAAGAGAAAAGGAAAGAAGACAAAAGAUGUGAAUGAAAAACUCCUCAAAAAGCCGAUGCUACAGGGGCAACACUUUGAGAAAUUGGAGAUGGUAAUUUCAAAGUUAUGUGAUUUGCAGGUCAAGCAAGCUUGGAUGAUAAAGAAACUCAUUGUGAGUAGCAAGAAAGGGAAGAGUGUUGUGACUAGAAAAUUUGUAUUUCAAAGGAAGAAGAAAGGGAACAAAGAACAAGAUAUGCCUUCGUUCGAGCUGGAUGGGGAGUGUAAUAACGAAAAGGAAGAAAUGGAGAAAAGCAGCGAUGUGAGGGAAGAUGAUGAAAUCAAUGAAGAAUUGGAGCAUCGGCCAAAAGGGCUUAAUGAACACGUGGCAGAACAAAUUGAGGAGAGACAAGAAGUUGUGGAAACUGAUUGGGGAGCUGGUUAUGAGGAUCCAAUCAACACCAAUGUGUUGGUUGUGGAAGUGGAUAAGGUUUUGGAGAAAGUGCAGGGGAGGACGGAAAAUGAAAGCACUGAUUUAGCCAUUAAGAUGCAUGUUGAAGGCGGUAAAAAUGAGGUAAAAUGCAUGCAUGUAUACUGGCACUAGUACUUUGUUGCUUUAAUAUGUCUUUGAUUUCAGGUGACUGCUAAAGCGGUCCAUCAAGUAUGAGAACGAUAAUUGAAAAGGAUGGAAUAAAAAUGAAUGUUGAAGGGGUGGAAAGUGAGGUAAAAUAUGUGGAUUGUUUUGAUUUUUAAGAACUUGAUGAAAAUGUGGAUUGUUUUGAGUGGUGAACUCUUGGAAUGUUUGAUGGUUUAAUUCUGAAAUGGUUUGUGUUUAAUGUGUGAUGGUGAUAUUGUUUGUUUCUUGCACGUGUGAAAUGCAAUUAAUUUAUUUUUGAGGAAACUUCACUGCACUUAUGAAAGGUUGUGCCAUAAAUGGCAUAAUACGAUGUUACAUAUUGCACUAUUUUAAAUUUCAAAAGAGGGUGUUAAAAAUGGAAUUAAUAUGACAUUCAUGUCAGGUACUCGGUGUUGAUGACACUCCAAAGAGACCAAAAAGAAAAACAAAAAUUUCUGACAGGUUAACAUUAUCAGGUCCUGUUAUUGCAAAAAAAGGAAGAAGUGUGAAGAAGUUACCGCGUUUAGAGGGCCAUUACUUCGGGGUCCAGAGCAUCCUCCUCGAGCAGACUUGCAAGAGUUGGACAACAUUUUUCAUGGUAACAUGGUUUCUGAAAAAUCAUAAAACAGAUGCAGUGCGAAAAUACAAGGCGGGUUAUGAAGAUCCGGUAUUACGAAAUAGCAAGCAACUUUGGGCAGAUGGGAGUAUCAAAGAAAUCACGGUAUUAUGCAUUUUGAUUUGAUUAAAAUUUGAUCAAAGACACAGUAAUUUUUAAUACUUGUGCAUUUAAUUAGUUAUGUUAGUUGUCAAAUUUAUAAUUGCAUAAAACAUGAAUGUAAUAGUUGUGUUUGAUAUUACAUUAUAGCACAUUGAUGUUGUGCUCUACAACUUGCGCCUAGACGCCUAAAGGGCAAAGACUACGGGCUAAAGCACAAAUUCAGCACUACUGAGUGCUAUUAAUAACGGAGUCAGUACACGCAAUCGUAA